AGAAACACACAGAGAGAGAGAGAUUGUCGACAGAAGCUGAAGUUUAGGUUUUAAUUCUGUAGUUAUUAUCUCUGAACACAUCAGUUGAUUCGAGUCUUCAGCCCUGGAGGUAAAAGCGGAUCUAAUCGCGGGUUUAUUCUAAGUGAAUUUCGGACAGCAGCAGGAUGAGUCAAUGGAAACAAAUCCAGCAGCUGGACAUGAAGUUCUUGGAGCAGGUGGAUUAUUUCUAUGAUGAUAAAUUCCCCAUGGAGCUGAGACAGGUGCUGGCGAGCUGGAUCGAAAGUCAGGACUGGGAAACAGCAAUGAAUCAUGAGGCCAUGGCCAUGGUGCUCUUCAACAAUUUCCUGAUCCAGCUGGAGAGUCACUGCCAACAGGAGCCGAACUUCCUGCACAGACACAACCUGAAGAGGAUAUUCCAGCAGAUACAGUUGAAAUACAAAGCCAACCCUCAGCACCUGUCGGCCGUGAUCUCCAACUGCCUGAGAGAGGAGAGACGCAUCAUAUCAGCCGCCAGCAUGCAGGAGCAGGGUCCGUUGGAGAAAUCAAUGCAAAAUUCAGCAGCUUUGGAGAAGCAGAAGAACCUGGACAACAAAGUGGCCGUGAUCCGCAGCAGUGUGCAGCUCCUGGAUCAGUCUGUAAAGUAUCUGGAGGACAUGCAGGAUGAUUUUGAUUUUCGGUACAAAACCCUGCAACUCCGAGACCCAGCAGAAAGAAACUCUCAGAACAUGAAGCAAGAAGUCAUGACCCUUCAAGAAAUACUCAACCGUUUGGACUUCAAAAGGAAGGAGAUUCUGUCCAAAAUGGGAGAUGUGUUGAAGGAGAUGGACAGUCUGAUUGUCUCUCAGCUGAUGCCUGAGCUACAGGCGUGGAAACGUCGACAGCAGAUCGCCUGCAUCGGUGGCCCGGUCCUUGCCGGACUCGACCAGCUCCAGAACUGGUUUACCAUGAUGGCCCAGAGUCUAUUUCAGAUCAAACGACAGCUGGACAAACUGGGAGAGCUGAUCGUAAAAGUGACGUACGAAAGUGACCCCAUCCCUCUGCAGAGACCUCAGAUGGAAGAACAAGUCAAAUAUCUAAUAUAUCACCUUAUCAAGAGCUCGUUUGUUGUGGAGAAGCAGCCGUGUAUGCCCACUCACCCUCAAAAACCUCUCAUCAUUAAAACCCAGGUGCAGUUCACCACUAAAGUCAGAUUGUUGGUUAAACUUCCCGAAGUGGAUUACCAGCUUAAAGUGAAGACAACUUUUGACAAGGACCUCCCGGCCGGCAAAGUUACCAGGCAAUUCUUCAUCCCCACCAACAACACGAAAGUGAUGGAUGUUGAAGAGUCGUCCAAUGGAUGCUUAUCAGUGGAGUUCAGACAUCUGCAGCUGAAAGAGAAGAAAUGUACAAAUGGAACCAAGGGAAAUGAGGGUCCGCUCACGGUGACCGAGGAGCUCCACUCGCUCAGCUUCGAGGCCAUGCUGUGUUUGCAGGGGCUGGAUAUUGAUCUGGAGACGUGCUCCUUGCCGUUGGUGGUGAUCUCGAACGUCAGCCAACUCCCCGCAGGCUGGGGCUCGGUCAUGUGGUACAACCUGCUGACAGAUGAUCCGAAGAACCUGGCGUUCUUCAGCAACCCACCCAGAGCCAGCUGGAGUCAACUCUCCGAGGUCAUCAGCUGGCAGUUCUCCAGCUUUGCAGGUCGAGGACUUAAUAAAGAGCAGUUGAGCAUGCUGGGAGAUAAACUUCUGGGUCAACAUGCUUCAUAUAAUGACUGUCAGGUGUCUUGGUCCAAAUUCUGCAAGGAAAACAUUCCAGGAAAGUCGUUCAGUUUCUGGCUGUGGCUCGACUCCAUUCUGGAGCUCAUUAAGAAACAUUUACUUCCUGUUUGGAUUGAUGGGUAUAUCAUGGGGUUUGUCAGUAAGGAGAUGGAGCGCGCUUUGCUGAAGGACCGAGAGUCAGGAACGUUCCUGCUGCGCUUCAGCGAGAGUCACCUUGGAGGAAUCACCUUCACCUGGGUGGAGCAGGAAAACGGUGAGGUCUCCCACUUCCACUACAGAUCUGGAACUAAAAGUAAAAAAGGUGAGGCGAAGUUCAUCUCAGUGGAACCGUACACCAAAAGCCGCCUCACCGCACUUCCUAUCGCCGAUAUCUUACGGGAUUAUAAGGUUAUCGCAGACGGGAUCGUCCCCGAGAACCCGCUGAAGUUCCUUUAUCCAGACAUUCCUAAAGACGAAGCUUUCGGGAAACAUUACAACAGUCAGCCGAACAGAGUUUGUCCGUACAUCCCGACCAUCUUGAUCCCCAUCUCUCUGAACACCACUCCUCCUCCCUGCUCGUCUCCGGAGCCGCCGUUAUCCCCCGGAAUGUCGCACAUGCUCAGCCAGCACAUCAGCCAGUUUGAGAUCGAAAGUGUCAUGAGUUCAUUAUAGACAUUCCUGCAUGCUUUCUGCUCUGAACCAAAGACAUGGAAUGUGUGUGUGUGUGUAUGUGUGUGUAUGUGUAAAAUCAAUAUAACAUCAAAUGAAUCUUUAUUCAGUCCUCCAGGACUCUUCUGUGCAUUUUAUACGAUAAACAUGUAAUGCUUCAACACACAGGAUUGAAUCGGAAAUCUAUAUAAUAUCUAAAAUGUGAUAGAUGAGCUAAUUUGGUUGUCAGUAAAGGCUCCUAGCGUUCGAAAGGUUUUCAGAUCAAUUAUGUAUAUUAAGAAUAAAAUUGUAACCUAUAAACUUGUUCGAACAAGCAUUCAGUUUUGCAUCGGUGAUAUCACAAUGACGUUCAUAUGCGUGUGUUUGUUUUUUUUCUUUUAUUUCUGUUUGUUUUAUUUGUCGGACCACUUCAUGAAUGUACACUUUGUUGAUUCAUUUGCAUUUUCAAGGUUUGUCGAGGUUCUGCUCUAAUUCAGUGUGGCUUAUUGAUGGACUUCUGCCAUAAGGAAGGGAAACUUCAUCCACCACGUAUCACCAUAAUGCCCCUCCUAUUGCUGAAGUCAUAUAGAACUGUAAAGUUAUUGCAGAUGGACGUGUUGCUAAAAAGCCCCUGAAGUUACUUCAUUCCAAAGUUUACCAAAGGAAACACUUUCAUAGGGGAAAAACGUCAUUUAAAUAAAGGCUAGUCAAAUAAAAGAAGAAUAAACCACACAGUAUAGGAAAAUAAUGAAGAAGGGAAUGGUGUGAUGAGUUGGAGUUAUUGUUACCACCUGGGUGUGGAUUAUUUUCCUAAAACAGCAUCUUUAUUCCUCUUGUUCCACAAAUUUUUAAAUUUGCAGAUGUUAACAAAAUUUUAUUUAUUAAAGAAUGCACUGUUAAAUGUUUAUGCAUUUAUAAUUUACAUACUUUAUAGUUAUGUCAUAAAACUUUAAAGUUUCUGCUUUUACCUCUGAUUGUUUCAAAGCGCUGACACUGGAGACUCCUUCCAUGAAAGUUAAAUAAAACUUUUCUUUACAUUCUG
Molecule: messenger RNA, 3426 nt
Organism: Clarias gariepinus (North African catfish)
Lineage: Eukaryota; Metazoa; Chordata; Actinopteri; Siluriformes; Clariidae
Gene: stat4
Product: signal transducer and activator of transcription 4
Exons: 24
Coding region: 165-2408 (747 amino acids)
Biological process (GO): regulation of transcription by RNA polymerase II; cytokine-mediated signaling pathway; defense response
Molecular function (GO): RNA polymerase II cis-regulatory region sequence-specific DNA binding; DNA-binding transcription factor activity, RNA polymerase II-specific
Source: RefSeq, a predicted model, not a curated record